Messenger RNA from Anarrhichthys ocellatus (wolf-eel), 1281 nucleotides. RefSeq lists its product as uncharacterized. The transcript is spliced from 7 exons. The record is from RefSeq and is a predicted model, not a curated record. Lineage: Eukaryota; Metazoa; Chordata; Actinopteri; Perciformes; Anarhichadidae. Bases 1 to 1281 code for a protein of 426 amino acids.
AUGAGGACCAGACUGUGGGGCGGUCCGGUCCGGCUGGAGGAGGACGGAGGACGGUCUGGUUCCCGCUGCAGGGCCAGACUGGCCAGACUGGGCAGAACAGCCUUUAAAUGCAGGAGGAAACUAAACGAUGAGAAGAAGUUAAAAGCUCUCAGGAGAGACAAUCUGAGUAAAGAGGACAAGAAAGAGGUGAAGAAGAAAGGUCAAAGUAAAGACGAGACGUUAGAGGAACAAGAGAUUAAACUCCCAAAAGCAGAGGAGAGUUCUGCUAGAGACGCAACCGGAGACCGUCCCGUCAGAGGAGCCCGGCUUCGCUCCGCUCUGAGGGAGGAGCUUAGGAUGAUCCACGAGAAGAUGGAGGCCAAGAGGAUCGCUCGCAUCGCCCUGGCUGAGAUCAGGGCCUUCCUCGCCGAAGAGGAGGAGAAGGAGAAGGCCUGGGCGCUGAAGAUGAAGACGCUGGAGGCUGUGCAGGAGCAGCUGAGGGAGGAGAGGAGGAGGCAGGCGGAGAAGGAGAGGAUGGAGAAGGAGAAGGCUGAGAAGGAAAAGAUGGAGAAGGAGAAGACUGAGAUGGAAAGGAUGGAGAAGGAAGCGAAGGAGAAAGCUGAGAAAGAGCAGUUGGCUCAAGAAAGGGCAGAAAAAGAGAAACAAGAGAUGGAGAGAUUGGCCAAAGAACGAGAGAGGGCCGAAAAGGAGAGGAUGGAGAGGGAGAAUGAACAGUUAGAAAGGGAGAGGAUGGCCAAAGACGGAGCUGAAAAAGACAAGCUGGAGCGGGAACGAAUGGCCAAAGAAAGAGCUGAAAAAGACAAGCUGGAGCAGGAACGAAUGGCCAAAGAAAGAGCUGAAAAAGAAAAGCUGGAGGAAAGGGCUGAAAAAGAAAAGCUGGAGAGGGAACGAAUGGCCAGGGAAAGGGCAAGAAUUGCUCAGGAGAAGGAGAGAUUAGAGAAGGAAAGAGUUGCACGAGAACAAAAGGCGAGGAUGGAGAGGGAACAAAUGGCGAAGGAAAGAGAGAAAAUCGCCCGGGAGGAGAGAAUCGAACAGGUGAGGAUGGAGAAGGAAAGGAUGGAGUGGCUGAGACUCGCCGGAGAGAAAGCUGCUCGGGACAAGAUGGAGGCGGAGAGGCUGGCGAAGGUAGAUAUGAAGAAACCAGAGCUCCCGGAGAGGAAACCAAACGCUUCCCAGAUGAAAACUUUGGAGGAGAAAAGCAACCGAACGAGUGCAUCGGCGGUCAGAAGGGAGAAGAGCGUGGUGCAGGAAAAGAUGGCCGACGGCGGGAAGAAGAAAUAA